AUAGGGUCAAAUGAGCAAGGGCAAAUAAGUCAAGUUAUACUUCAUUUAACACCGUUAAAUGUCCUUCACGGAACAUGGUUGAUCAGUUGCUUCAUUUUUUAAAAAGAGGGUUAAAUCUGCAAAGUUGAAAAGAAGGUUCAAUUCCGUAGUUCGCCUUGAAAAUAGGAUCAGUUAUGCAAUUGCCCUUUUACAAAACUACUAGCCUACUAGUAGUAUAUGAGUGUAACUUUCAUUUAAUUCAUGGUCUAUAGUGCAAGGGAGAUAAUAAUUGUCUCAGAUCUUAUACAUGCCCUUUAGGUUUACUAGAACCAACCUUUAAUAUCAUUUUUUUCUGUACUCGAAUGAUUCUUAUCCUUUUAACUCACAGUUGUUUUGCUUGCUUCAAGUCUUCAAGAUUGGAUAUUUUCUAGUGAGAUUAAGACCGGAUAUUUUUAUUGCCCACUGAUUAUGACAGCGCUAUAAUUUAGGAAGCACACUACAAAUCUUUUGCGACGUGUCUACAAUUGUAACUUUCUUGUCUUUGCAGUUAGUUUGAUCAAGUCCAAGUUUCUACCUGGAAUGACUGAAUAAUUUACUUCAAACAUACUUUUGCUGAAGAUAGAAAAUCCAUAAUGCUUUUUAGUUCUACACUUUCUCUGCAAAGUUCUAAAAUGAUUUCCAUUUUCCAUUCUAUUAUUUACACAUCCACUAUUUCAUUAUACUGCCCCAUGUUCCUAUAAUGGCUCCACAAUUUUUCUUUUGAAAUGGGCUACACAUACAUUUUAGUACUGGACAUGCUGAAGUGUUCCUUUCUGCUUUGGUCAUCUUUUCAUCCUACUCUUGUUUAAUGUUGUUACUUUCAAGGAGUAUGAGCCAAGCAUGGUAGCAUGCAAUAUGCUAGCACCUUUUUGUUUGAUAAGCAUUUCGCAUUUUCGCUCAAGGUUUUGUUGUUAUCCAACAUGAACAAAUUUGCAGUGUGUGGAUGCAGAUUGAUUUUCCAGUUUGCUUCUUCGGUUGGGACCCAUGCAAUUCUCGAGUCCUCACAAUGUGAGCUUCCUGCCCUGGGGUUGAUCAAGUCAAUGCAGAUGCUCCAUCUCCCACCCUCCAUCCAAACCCCACCCCCAGCUCCACACCCUCUCCGUUCCUCUGCCUUCUCCUGCAGCCCCCGUGCUCGCCGGCUCAUUGGUCCUCCCCCAGCCUUUGCCUCUGCCGAGUUCCCCGGUUCAGUUCCAGACAGUGCUCAGAUGCCACCACGGCGGCGGCGCCGCCGGAGUGUGGCUGGCAUCGACCAGGAUGAUCUCCUUGACCCGGACGCCCUUGCCGACCCAGACAGCAGCUUCUACGAGAUCAAUGGCGUCAGGGUCCACCACAAGGUUUGCAGCCAUGAGGAUUCCAGCGACCAAUCUCUUGACUCUGCCAUCACAAAUGCUGACCAAAACCGAAUUGGUUUGCCAAUACUGCUAUUGCAUGGUUUUGGCUCUUCAGUUUUCUCCUGGAACCACAUCAUGCGCCCUCUAGCCCGCAUUGCUGGUGCCAAAGUUCUUGCCUUUGAUCGGCCUGCUUUUGGUCUGACGUCCCGGACCAUCUGGUCUGCUGAUGACACUAAACCUCUCAACCCCUACUCCAUGGCCUUCUCAGUCAUGGCCACAUUGGCAUUCAUUGACCAACUUGGUACCAACAAGGUUGUCUUUGUCGGGCACUCAGCUGGUUGCCUUGUAGCAGUGGAUGCAUACUUAGAGGCGCCAGAAAGGGUAGCUGCACUUGUGCUGGUUGCACCAGCGAUUUCCGUGCCAGUUUUCAAGAGGAAAGGUGUGAAGGAGUAUGGUUCAGCUGAACAAGAAUGGCAGAAGAAGAACGAUUCUAGUGGCUCAAAUUUGCCUACAAAUUCAUUCAAUAGGAUCCGGGAAGGAUUCCUUGAGCUAUGCUUGCGCACUGCAGGGUUUCUUAUGAAUACGAUUAGCGCAAUAGGUGGCCUGAUUCGAUCUCUGUAUUGUAAAGCUGCUGUUGCUGUUCUUCAAUCAUCAUUAGGAGUGAUGCUGGUAAGAUUGAUCAUGGAUAAAUUUGGUAUAUUGGCUGUCCGCAAUGCAUGGUACGACCCAAGCAAAGUGACUGAUCAUGUCAUUCAAGGUUACACUAAGCCAUUAAGAUUCAGAGGAUGGGAGAUGGCUCUUUUGGAGUACACUGUAUCCAUGAUCAUGGAUUCUACAUCCACAUCAAAAGUGCCAAUCUCAGAGAGGCUUUCUGAGAUCUCAUGCCCAGUGCUAAUCGUGAGUGGAGACACUGAUCGCCUUGUUCCUCGUUGGAACACCGAGCGCGUAGCACGUGCGAUACCUAGUGCAGAAUUUGAGGUGAUCAAGAAUUGUGGUCACUUGCCCCAGGAGGAACGACCUGAAGAAUUCGUGUCUGUUAUUGAAAGGUUCCUAAGAAAAGCUUUUGGAAGAGCCAACGAACAAGAUCAAGUGUUCCAAGCAGCUGUAUGAAAUCAGUGUCCCAGUACGUACAGAAGCAGAUGAGAGUUGGACUUGAAACUUGAGAUACAAGAGUGGUUUGAGUGAAAGAGGAAAAAACAUGAUAAGCAUGCCGAAUUGGUCAUGUAGUAGCAGUAUACCUUUAUGUAUAUAUAUAGGAAAGUAUAUAGUGAAGAACUCACUGGAUUGCCCUUUUUUUCUCAUUUUGUGUGAAAUUAGAGCUCCAUAUAUCACAUAUGGUGUUUUCAGAAACGAAUUCAUCUCUGUUGUAUGUUGCUGGAAACCUGCGGUGCACGUAUGUGUUGAUUCAGAGAGAAUCGACUUGGUGGUUUACCAUUACUUACAGGAUAUAGGGGCUAGCAACAAAAUCCAGUUUGAUACUUUGAUGAUAAUCCCAGCAAGGAGCAUACACACAGUUGAUUCAGACAAUGCAUUUGUUCCUCUGAUU
Oryza brachyantha (malo sina) is the source of this 2895-nucleotide messenger RNA. Its product is annotated as 2-hydroxy-6-oxononadienedioate/2-hydroxy-6-oxononatrienedioate hydrolase-like. Gene Ontology annotation, molecular function: catalytic activity. The coding region runs from base 867 to 2459 and encodes 530 amino acids. The transcript has 6 exons. The record is from RefSeq and is a predicted model, not a curated record. NCBI's taxonomy places the organism in Eukaryota, Viridiplantae, Streptophyta, Magnoliopsida, Poales, Poaceae. Gene Ontology annotation, cellular component: chloroplast envelope.